This is a messenger RNA of Esox lucius (northern pike), 5165 nucleotides long. RefSeq names its product fms related receptor tyrosine kinase 4 (gene flt4). The coding region runs from base 309 to 4544 and encodes 1411 amino acids. The transcript has 30 exons. Gene Ontology annotation, cellular component: signaling receptor complex. Gene Ontology annotation, molecular function: ATP binding; transmembrane receptor protein tyrosine kinase activity. The record is from RefSeq and is a predicted model, not a curated record. Gene Ontology annotation, biological process: protein phosphorylation; multicellular organism development; cell surface receptor protein tyrosine kinase signaling pathway. Lineage: Eukaryota; Metazoa; Chordata; Actinopteri; Esociformes; Esocidae.
AAAAGGGAAAUCGUUUUGGGUCCAUUUAGGUCUGGAUGCAUCCUUUAGUUGUUAACAGGAAAAGAGGAAAACGCGCUUUUCUUUUUCUCAGUUUCACCCCGCACAUCCUCGCCGGGUUCUGAUGACUGAGUCAGAGCUUCCCACUUCCUCAGCACGCGCACCUGAGUUUGUCCCGUUUACUUACGGAGUUCUAACUUUUCCACUUUCUUUCUUUCUCUCGCGCUUCUGUACUCAUCAUUAACACCUCAAACACGAGCAUUUAGUAUUAAAAUAAUCGGCUAAACCUUCGCAGGACUGGAGAAGUGGAAAUGAAGAGAGAUUUUACGUGUUUCUGUCGGAUUUGGUUUGGGAUCGCUGCUGCUUCAGGUCUGGUGAUUGGCUAUUCUAUGACUCCACCCACCCUUGACAGCCCCAAAGAAGACCUUGUGAUCCGUGCAGAUGAAACACUGACCAUUACAUGCAGGGGGCAGCGCACUCUGUCCUGGGUGUGGCCUGAAGCAAGCCUGUCUGAAGAGGACAUGAGUUACCGGCAGGAUGGCCCCAGGCCCAGUUUAGCCUCGGGUGGAGAGGCUGAGGACGGGGCGCUGGGCUGGGUAAGGGCUGGAAACCCCAGACCAGGCCAGAGAAGGGCACUCUGGGUCCUGGAGUGUCAAGGUGAGCCUGGGCUACCCUACUGCAAGACCCUGGUCCUCACGGGAGCCAAAGGCAAUGACACAGGAAACUACCGCUGCUACUACAGGGACAUCAAGGCUGUCAUCGAAGGAACAACGGCUGCCAGUGUCUACGUCUUCGUCAGAGAUCUGCACCAACCCUUCCUGAGGAGGAACAGAGGAAACAAUGAUGACCUGGAGACCAUCUUCAUCGCAGGCUCCUCUAGUCACAUCACAGUGCCUUGUCUAGUUACUGUCCCUGACCUCAACGUCACACUGUACCUGUGGGACACGAUGCCCAUGCCUCUGGAGGACAGAGGAACGGUGUGGGACAAUAAACAAGGCUGGUCCAUCCCCAGGCAGACGUUAGAAUCCAGACCCUUUCUCAUUGGCUUCUUCUGUCAGACCACUUUGCAGGAGCUGGAAUACCGUUCUCCACUUUACCUGGUUCAUUCCACAGGAAGUCAGGUUUACGACGUGAAGCUGUAUCCGGAGGACUCUGUGGAGCUGAUCGUAGGGGAAGCCCUAACCCUCAACUGUACCGCGACCAUAGAGUUUGACACACCUGUCGAAUUCCAGUGGUUUUACCCCAGAAAACAGAUGAAUAGUUCAGUAAGCGUAGUCCACCAGCGUAACUCUCUGCUGCGUUUCACGGAGGCCGUCAGCAUCCUGACCAUCCAGAGUGUCAAUACGACAGACACCGGGACAUACACCUGCUCUGCCAUCAGUGUGGAAAAAUCCUUGGACCUGGCAACCCAAGUCAUAGUGCAUGAGAAGCCAUUCAUCAGCCUGGACUACAGAAGUGGCUCGGUUGUCGAGGCAACAACAGGACAGAAGUCUUUUAAACUGUUGGUAAAAGUGUCAGCGUACCCCAGCCCAGACACUCAGUGGUAUAAAGGUGACAGGUUGAUUAGCCGCCGCCCAGAGUUCAACAGGAUGCGUCUCCACCAGCACCACACGUUAGAGAUCCGAGACGUACAGCCCGAGGAUGCUGGAAACUACACCGUCGUCCUAAAAAACACUGCCGCCCUGCUGGAGAGGAGGCUGACCAUCACGCUCACUGUCAAUGUUCCGCCUCUGAUCCAUGAGAAGGAAGUUGCCCCGCCCUCUAACCCGUAUCGCCGUGGCAGCAGCCAAACCCUCACCUGUACAGCAUAUGGACGCCCCGCGCCUGUCAUCACGUGGCAGUGGCGUGCCUGGAGCCCGUGUGGACCCAACAGCUCCCGCCGCAUGAGUCGGAGGGACCGUAAGGGCCGUAGCGACCGGAUCUCAGACUGUCAGAACUGGCAGGACAUGGACUCGGAGAACAAUGGUAACAGGACAGAGAACAUUGAGACCUCAGUGGAAGUGGUGGAUGGCCGUGAGAAGAUUGUCAGCCGACUGGUUAUCCACAACGCCAGUGUGUCUGUCAUGUAUAAAUGUUCUGCUGACAACAAAGUGGGCAGAGACCAGAGGCUCAUAUACUUCUAUGUGACCACCAUCCCAGAGGGGUUUAGUGUUGAGCUGGGUCCAACUGAGGAACCGCUGGAACAGGAGAAUGUGUGGCUCCGCUGCAGUGCUGACAACUACACUUACGAACAGCUCACCUGGUAUCGCCUGGAUCCACAGGCGCUGCAGGACAAGAGAGGGAAACCAUUGGAUCUGGACUGUCCUAGCCUCCACCUGUAUGCCGACCGCCUUGACGGGGAACUGGCCUAUCAGGAGGAGUCCAACAGCUGGGUCCUGGCCACAACCAUACCCAAGGUCACACUGCAGGACGAAGGGACCUAUGUGUGUGAGGUGCAGAGAAGACGAAGCCGAGCCAAACACUGUCUGGGAAAAUACAUCUCUGUCAAAGCUCUAGAAGCCCCCCGCUACAUACACAAUCCAUCCAAUCAGACGGUGAAUGUCAGCGAGUCUCUCUUGAUGGAGUGUGACGUAGAGGGAACUCCUUUGCCACGCCUCUCCUGGUUCAAAGACAACCAGCCCUUGCACCUCAUGUCAGGAGUUCAGUUGCAGGACGCCAACAGGACAUUGAGUAUCCAGCGUGUCAGAGAAGAGGACGCUGGUCUCUACACCUGCACUGCCUGUAACCAGAGAGGCUGUGUACAGUCCUCGGCUGUUGUCACUGUGCUGGGUUCCAGCGACCGGGCUAAUGUUGAAAUUGUAAUUCUUAUCGGGACGGGUGUCAUCGCUGUGUUCUUCUGGGCUCUGCUCAUCCUCAUAUUCUGCAAUGUUAAACGGGUAAACCAAGCAGACAUAAAGUCAGGCUAUCUCUCCAUCAUCAUGGACCCAGGAGAGGUUCCACUGGACGAGCAGUGCGACUACAUCCCCUACGACUCGUCCCAGUGGGAGAUUUCCAGAGAUCGCUUGCAUUUAGGGAAGGUUCUUGGUCAUGGUGCAUUUGGGAAGGUCAUUGAAGCGUCCAUAUUCGGCGUCAGCAAAAACAGCAGCUUAAACACUGUUGCGGUGAAGAUGUUGAAAGAGGGAGCGUGUGCCAGUGAGCACAAGGCUCUGAUGUCUGAACUGAAGAUCCUGAUUCACAUCGGGAACCAUCUGAAUGUGGUCAACCUGCUUGGGGCAUGCACCAAACCCAACGGACCCCUCAUGGUCGUAGUGGAGUACUGCAAGUACGGAAACCUGUCCAACUACCUGAGGGCCAAGCGAGAGUUCUUCCUACCAUACAGGGACCGCUCCCCCAAGACCCAGAGUCAGGUGAGACGCAUGAUUGAGGCGGGACAGGUUGAGCAAAGGGGCCGCCUCCCUCCCUCCCCAUCCUCCGCCUCUGUUGGCCGAACCCGGAAUCAAUCAUCCGGCAAAUCUAAUCAGAAGAGCACCCCUCCUGCUGUGGAGAAAACGGAGGACCUAUGGAAGACUCCUCUGACCAUUGAAGAUCUGAUCUGUUAUAGCUUUCAAGUGGCGAGAGGGAUGGAGUUCCUGGUCUCCAGAAAGUGUAUCCACCGUGACUUGGCAGCGAGGAACAUCCUGCUGUCUGAGAACAAUGUUGUGAAGAUCUGUGACUUUGGCCUGGCGAGAGACAUCUACAAAGACCCUGACUAUGUCAGGAAAGGCAACGCUCGUCUGCCUCUGAAGUGGAUGGCCCCAGAGAGUAUCUUCGACAAGGUCUACACCAGUCAAUCCGAUGUGUGGUCCUUUGGCGUUCUGCUCUGGGAGAUCUUCUCUCUGGGUGCUUCUCCGUACCCUGGGGUCCAGAUUGAUGAGGACUUCUGUAAACGAUUGAAAGAGGGAACCAGGAUGAGAGCCCCCGAAACAGCUUCCCCUGAGAUCUAUGGGAUCAUGCUGGCCUGCUGGCAGGGCGAGCCCAGGGGGAGACCUACCUUCCAAGCCCUGGUAGAUAUCCUGGGAGACCUGCUGCAGGAUAACAGCCUACCAGAUGGUAAGGACCACAUCCCUCUGAAUGUGUCCCAGAGUUCUGAGGAUGACGGGUUCUCUCAGGCUUCGUCACGACCCCCCUCUCAGGAAGAAAUGAGACUGGCAUGUCACAGCCUUCCCAUCAGGUAUUAUAACUGCGUACCCUUUGCGGGGUGUGUUUUCGUGGGGCCGUCAAAGCUGACGUCAUGCCAGCCCAGAGUCAAGACCUUUGAGGAGCUACCGACAGAGAUGACAUCGCAUAAAACCCAGAACAGUGACAACCAGACAGACAGUGGGAUGGUUCUGGCAUCUGAGGAGUUUGAAAGGAUUGAACACAGGGGAGCUAAUAGGAGUACAGAGCGCCUGGUGGUUAUAGAGUCCAGUGGGGGCUCAACUUCUAGGGAGCGACCAGUCUUCCUCUCCCAGCUCUCUGGCCAGACCUUCUACAACAACGAGUACGGUCAGCUGUCCGAGGGAGGUGGAGUCCUGGACUUCUCCUCAUCCGACGACGCCCCUCACAGCUGCCUCGCCUCCAACCUGUGAUGUGUCUCUUUAUCGAUCUACACAGAAACAUGUGAUGCCAUCAUUGCUGGCCUCCUUCAACCUGUGAUGUCAUUAUUAUCAUCUGCCUUCUCUUAGCUGUGAUGUCAUAAGCCGCCUCCUACAACCUGUAAUGUCAUCAUUAUCAUAGUCAAAGUGUGCUAGUCCCACCUCACACAACUUGUUAUACAGUGGGUUCUGUUACACUGGAAUCCUACCUGAAUAUCACUGUUUUAUAGUUGUUUCAGCAAAUGAACUACAAAUGAAAUGAAGUGGUCUUCAAUUGAGAUUGUAGGCUUUUUUGCCACAAUGUUAGGAGUAUAUCGUAGUAUACUCCAUCCCAUUUGAAUUCCAAGUAGUAUACUCAGUUACAUGUCAAUUCCUUGUAGUAUACUUAAUUCCAUCUCACUCCCUCCCUACCUUCUCCUUGGCCUUUUGGCCCAUACUGGACUGAGCCGUCUGUGCCUGCAGGUCUCUAACCAGCCACUGGGUGGCAGGAUUAUGUCAAAACCAAACCCAAGUAUUUUAUAUAAACCAGUUAUAUUUUUAUCAUCUUUAUACAGAGUAAUGCUUCUUUUGUUUAUUUGUACAAAAAUAUGAAAAGAAAUAAAGCAAUAUAUCUUC